This is a messenger RNA of Exaiptasia diaphana, 636 nucleotides long. RefSeq lists its product as uncharacterized. The record is from RefSeq and is a predicted model, not a curated record. Gene Ontology annotation, molecular function: calcium ion binding. Lineage: Eukaryota; Metazoa; Cnidaria; Anthozoa; Actiniaria; Aiptasiidae. The transcript has 2 exons. The annotation marks the transcript as partial.
AUUUAGACGAGUGCAAAGGAGCAAACCACGGCUGUCCUUCAACACAAGGAGUGCUUCACUGUGCCAACAGCCAAGGAAGCUAUAAAUGCAAAUGUAAGMCAGGAUUCUCCCCUGUAAGCUUCCCACCGAAUUUAACAUGCCAAGAAUUAACAAAAGAGGUGCUAGUCAACGAUAGAAAUAUUUGUGUUGGAACAAAAGAUGAUCAAUUUGGAGAAUUCCAAAUUCCUCAAACAGGCGUUAUUGUAACCUUCAAGCUCAUUUAUAAAUCUGGUGGAGUUAGCAAUUUAAAUUCAAACUCGACGAAGGACAACUGGGGAACAAAUCUUGGUAAAAGAGAUAUAUUCCAGAUUUUUGUGACACUUGUUAAUGGAACUAGGGUUGCACCUCCUAAUGAUUACAAAAAAUGGGUUAGGAAGAUGACUGCAUAUAAAAUCGAUAACCAGUAUAACAAUGAUGCAGAAAUACGAUUGCCAGACACAUCAACUCCAAGGUAUGCCUAUAAUGGUGGCACCAAAUUUCGGAUCUGGUUUGGGGAGGAUUUGAUCGGUGGGCAAAAUGAAAUGGAUAAUGUUGGUGAAACAUGCAUGGACAUCAAAGUUAUUUAUCGAGAUAUGUAAGCAGACAUUCUUCACAGUU